Trichechus manatus latirostris (Florida manatee) is the source of this 1308-nucleotide messenger RNA. RefSeq names its product zinc finger protein 501-like. Gene Ontology annotation, cellular component: nucleus. Gene Ontology annotation, molecular function: DNA-binding transcription factor activity, RNA polymerase II-specific; RNA polymerase II cis-regulatory region sequence-specific DNA binding. The transcript is spliced from 3 exons. The record is from RefSeq and is a predicted model, not a curated record. Gene Ontology annotation, biological process: regulation of transcription by RNA polymerase II. NCBI's taxonomy places the organism in Eukaryota, Metazoa, Chordata, Mammalia, Sirenia, Trichechidae. Bases 1 to 1308 code for a protein of 435 amino acids.
AUGUUGAGAAAUGUCCCAGAGCUGGACGGCUGGGCCGUGGAGAGACGGCGGCACUGCAGCCAACACAAGAAGAGCCCCCAGCAGAGUGUUGCAAGAAGUUUCCCCCGAAGCCCUUUCCUCAUGAAGCAUCAGGCCCGUCCAGCGGGGGCCCAGGCUCCUGCGAACCAUGGCCACAAAAAGGGCUUCGUGUUCGAGUCAGGCCUAGACCAGGGUCGCCCCUGCAGAAGAGAGGGCAUGUGUAGGAAAGCCUGUGCCUGUUUCCCAGAGCUUAGUCAGCCACAAGGAGUCCACACUGAGGAGGGUACGGCGGCAUGUGGUGGGUGGGACGAUGCCUUCAGCAAGAACACGCGCCUCCUGAGUUUUCAGAGGAUUCCUGAGGGGAGGAAGUCCUACGCAUGUGAGGAGUGUGGGAAGGCCUUCAGCCAGAGCACGCAUCUCAUUCAACACCAGCGGAUCCACACAGGCGAGAAGCCCUACGUGUGCCGCGAGUGCAGACGCGCCUUCAGCAAGAACUCGUCCCUUGUCAAACACAGGCGGAUCCACACCGGCGAGAAGCCUUAUGUGUGCAGCAUCUGUGACAAACGCUUCCGCGAGAGUUCGGCCCUCGCCAGACACCAGCGGGUGCACACGGGGGAGAAGCCUUACGCGUGCAGCGAGUGUGGCCGCGCCUUCAGCCAGAGCACCCACCUGGUGCAGCACCGGCGAGUCCACACCGGGGAGAAGCCGUUUGCCUGCAAAGAGUGUGGCAAAGCCUUUGCUGGCUCCUCGGCUCUCCUCGUCCACCACAGGACCCACACCGGGGAGAGGCCCUAUGAGUGCGGCGUGUGUUGCAAGGCUUUCAGUGUCAGCUCGUCCCUGGCUGAGCACCAGCGCUGCCACACCGGGGAGAAGCCGUACGCGUGCCUCGAGUGCGGCAAAGCCUUCAGCCAAAGCGCGUCCCUCGGCAAGCACCAGCGGGUGCACACGGGCGAGAAGCCCUACGUGUGUGAGUGGCUCUACACCUGCAAAGAAUGUGGCAAGGCCUUCAGCCAGGCCAAGUUCCUCAUGCAGCACCAGCGCAUCCACACCAAGGAGAAGCCCCACGUCUGCGGCGACUGCAGGAAGGCCUUCAUGCAGAGCUCGUCCCUCGCCCUCCAUCAGAGAACGCUCUCUGGGGAGAAGCCGUACAAGUGCAACAAGUGCGGCAAGGCCUACAUCCAGCUGUCGCACCUGACUGAGCACUACCGUGCGCACACUGACAGCCCCAGUGGCAUCUACCUCCUCCUUCCUACUCCCCAGCUGGACUCUCAGUUCCCUCCCAGGGGCUGA